Messenger RNA from Rotaria sp. Silwood2, 570 nucleotides. Lineage: Eukaryota; Metazoa; Rotifera; Eurotatoria; Philodinida; Philodinidae. The record is from the annotation of a GenBank genome assembly.
AUGAGUGAGUGUUAUGAUCAAAUCAAUGAUGAAUUUCUUUCUUUGUUACCACCUAUCGUUCCUUGGCAUCAAGUUACAUCGCUUAAUAUUAUUCAACCAUUCAAUUCAACUCAUCUUUACGUUCUCUUUUCGAAAAUGACUAAUCUACGUACUCUAGAACUGUAUUAUAGCUCAGAAUAUGAUAGUAAAAUUGGCUUAAAAGAGGAAACUUUAAUCGAUCUUCUUAAUGAUGCUUGUUUGUGCAAUAUGCUUAUAUCAAAUGGAUUACGACAACUCAGUAUUUUUACUGCUUGGGAACAACCAAAUUUGAUAAAUAUUGCCUAUUUAAUCGUCGAACGCCUACCUCAUUUGCAAGUCAUAGAACUAAAUGGUACUAGUGAACUCGCUGAAAUAUCACGUAUACUUAUCAAUGGUCUUUCGAAAUUAAAUUUUCUCACUAUUGGUGGUUGUAUUAAAUAUGGUAAACUUUAUGAUAAACAAUUGCGUGAUCUACAGAAUUCAAUUACUCGUUCUUUUCGGAUAGAAGUUCCUAGCACGACAGAUGAAGAUACAGUUUUCGUAUGGUUAUAA